Lachancea fermentati is the source of this 1623-nucleotide messenger RNA. NCBI's taxonomy places the organism in Eukaryota, Fungi, Ascomycota, Saccharomycetes, Saccharomycetales, Saccharomycetaceae. The record is from the annotation of a GenBank genome assembly.
AUGUCGAGCAAAACAAGCAAAAAGGCUUAUACCCUUUGCGAUGUGAAGUGUUCGCUUGUGGCUGUCGUGAGAGCUGAAACGGGACAGCCUCUAGGGCCCAAAUUCUGUACUAUUAAGGACUACCCCACAUAUAACAAUCUAGAAAAAUCAUUAUCUGAGUACCUUGACAGAAUUGAUAGCAAAGGAUUUCCCAUAAUGUAUUCCUCAGAAGAACCCACUUUAUUUAAGCCAUCCCAAUUAGAUCCUCAAUUCCCUCGGACUGCUCUCUUACAGAAGGCUUUGAGUCAACUUCACUAUCUUCCUCCACAUAUUGACCUAUUCACUCAUAGAGGAGAUUUAGUCGAUCUUGCAUUAUCUUUCAUGCCUACUGAGUUCAAUGGUUAUGAUAAAAUAGAUCAUAUUGUGUUCAAAAGCCAUGGGAGGUUAUUCCUUUUUCAUGAUAGACUUAGAGAUGACUCUUUUACGUCUUCGGAUGCUCGAAACAAUUGGUAUGCUGGCCAAAAGUUUGAGCAUAUGUGUACGACCACAGAUUGGCCCAAAGAUGUGUCACUUUGGAAACCGUUGAGGCCGCGAGAAAAGAAGGAAUGUCCAAUUCAUAACAUUUUAGAAUUGGAAUUAUCACAUAAAAUGAAUGCUCUAGUCAUCGCAGAGAACGACUGUCGAGACCCCAGUAAAGAUGGUCUCGAUAGUAUUAUAGAACUCAAAUGUACCGCAGCUCAAAAGUAUAAAUCGGGAGAGCAGUGGCACAAAAUGAGUAACAAACAAAUUUUAAAGAAAGUGAUUCAUGCGAACUCGGUAAUGAAAUUCAUGAAAAUGUGUCUUCAGGUAAGAUUAUGUGGCACAACCACUGUUGUAAUCGGAUUUCGUCUUCGAAAGAAAUUGAUUGCUAUUCGAAAGUUUCAAGUUGAACAACUAGAGAAUCAUAUUUAUUACUGCCUCAAGAGUGAUGCAAGAUCAUACUACUCCAGAACCCUAAAGAAUCUCAAUAAACUCAUUGAACGUCUAGACAGAGCAUGUGCCGAUGGUAGUUUUUACAAGUUGACAAAAAGUGGGUAUAAAGAGCCCAUUUUGGUCAAUAAGAUUUCCGCAGACGAUGCUGUCUUUAAAGUGCCUUUUAUUGCUGAUUUCGAGAAGCUUUUAUCCCAAAAGGUCAAAGAACGCUGCUCAUUCUUAGAGAGUCAUCGUGAGCAAGAAAACUCUGGGAAAGAGCUCAAGGAGGAUUAUAAGGGCACUGCAACUAGCGAUGAUCAGAAACAUGAAGGAGCUGUGGUUUGUUCAAAUAGUAGGAAAAAGAAUAAGAAUAGAAAGAAGACGAAGAGCAAGCGGAAAGAUAUUGGCAAUGGCAAACCAAAAGACGUGUGUGAGGGCCAGAAACCCGUGCCAGCUAUAGACAAACGGAUGAGCAAAAACAGAUCCUCAGAAAAAAAUACUCUUCAAGCCAGUUCUGAUGAACCGGAAAAAGGAUUAAAAUUAGGGGAAAUAGGGCAAGAAAAUUCUAGCAUUUCUUCCAGUGUCGAAUCAAAAUCAAAGUUGAAGGUUGAUGAGCAUAAAAAAGGAAAGAUAAGGCUAUCAUUAGUGCGAAGAUCGAAGAGAAAUUAUCGAAUUCUUCAUCUUCAAGCUUGA